UCAUUUUGUUAGUGAAUUCGCGAUCGUUCGUGGUUUGUGUUGUCUUUUCGGUGUUAAAAAAAUGUCUUUCGAGUGCUAAACUCCAAGGCAUUUUCUCCUGAAAAGAUGAAAAGUAGCCCUACACGCAAAUAUGAGAAUUUCUCCGACCACCAGGCAAAAGAGACUGACAAAUAUUCCUUAGACAGCCAAGACACGGCCAGUCUGCAUUCGACCGCGGAGGAGGGCGGGCGGCGGGGUGCGGGGGACGUGAGCGCGGGCGCCGGCGACAUGUGGAUCAGCGCAGUCGAGAGCUCCAUCCUCAGCUGGGAGGAGGUGGCGGAACGACUGCAGGUGGACGUCCGCCGCGGGUUAUCAUGGCGGGAGGCGAACGAUCGUAUGAACUUCGUGGGGCCCAACGAGUUCCAGGUGAAGGAGCAGGAGCCGCUGUGGAAGAAGUACAUCGAGCAGUUCCAGAAUCCCCUGAUACUUUUGCUGCUGGGUUCGGCGGUGGUCAGCAUUUGCAUGCGCCAGUUCGACGACGCCAUGUCGAUCACGAUCGCCAUCAUCAUCGUGGUGACCGUGGCCUUCGUGCAGGAGUACCGUUCCGAGAAGUCGCUGGAGGAGCUCAACAAACUGGUGCCCCCGUCGUGUAACUGUUUACGAGAAGGCAGCGUCGAACAUUUCCUGGCACGGAACCUGGUACCUGGCGACAUCGUUCAUCUGAACGUCGGAGACCGGGUGCCCGCGGACUUGAGGCUUUACGACUCUACCGACCUCGCGAUAGAUGAGUCUUCCUUCACCGGGGAAACCGAACCGGCGUCGAAGAGCGUCCUACCAAACAAAGCCUCUGCGGGGAGGGUUAAUAAGGAUAACAUCGCAUUCCUUGGCACUCUCGUCAGAUGUGGAAAUGCUAAGGGCAUCGUGGUCAGCACUGGCGAGCGAUCAGAAUUCGGCGACAUCUUCCGUAUGAUGCAAGCGGAGGAGGCUCCCAAGACCCCGCUGCAGAAGUCCAUGGACACCCUGGGCGCGCAGCUGUCCAUGUACUCCUUCUGCAUCAUCGGCUUCAUCAUGGUGGCUGGCUGGCUGCAAGGGAAACAGCUCCAGGAGAUGUUCACUAUUGGAGUCAGUUUGGCUGUGGCUGCUAUACCUGAGGGACUGCCUAUCGUGGUGACGGUGACCCUGGCGCUUGGAGUGAUGCGUAUGGCCAAGAGGAGCGCGAUAGUGAAGAAGCUGCCCACAGUCGAGACCUUGGGCUGCGUCAACGUCAUAUGCAGCGAUAAAACUGGUACGUUGACGAAGAACGAGAUGACAGUGACGACUCUGUCUACAUCGGGCGGGCACAUAGCGGAGGUGACGGGCGCGGGGUACAGCGCGCGCGGCGACAUACAGCUGCGCGCGUACAAGGGGCGCGACCUGGACGUGGCUAGGAUGGGCGUCAACAGCAUGCUGGAGGUGGGCGUAAUAUGCAACAACGCGGUGAUACGCGACGACGUGUUGUUCGGGCAGCCGACGGAGGGCGCGCUGCUGGCGUGCGCCAUGAAGAACAACAUGCACGAGCUGCGCGACCAGUACACCAGGCUCAAUGAGAUCCCUUUCAGUUCAGAAACCAAGAUGAUGGUGGUGAAAUGCUCACCGAAGUACAACGACGGCAGACUGAAGGAGGAGUUCUUCGUGAAGGGCGCCAUAGAGAAGGUGCUGCCUCUGUGCACGCAGUACAUCGACAGCGCGGGCAACUACGCGCCCAUCACUAAGGAGAAACAGGCCGACUUCCUCAACGAGGCCUAUAAUAUUGGACGGAUGGGUCUACGUAUAAUAGCCCUCUGUCGCGGAGCAAGCCUGGAGUCGCUCACGUACACCGGCGUGUGCGGGGUGUGCGACCCCCCGCGCGAGUCCGCCAGGGACGCCAUCGCAGCGCUGCGCCGGGCGCAGGUGCAGGUCAAGAUGGUCACGGGGGACGCCAGGCCCACCGCUCUAGCUGUCGCGCAAAUGGUCGGACUGGACGUGUUGCACUCGCAGUCGUUGUCGGGCGAACAGUUGGACGCUAUGUCGGACGACGAACUGGACGCUAUUAUUGAUACAGUGACAGUGUUCUACCGCGUGACUCCUAAACACAAGUUGUCGAUAGUUAAAUCACUGCAAAGGCUCGGAAACAUUGUAGGAAUGACAGGCGACGGCGUCAACGAUGGCGUGGCACUGAAGCGCGCGGACAUCGGCAUAGCCAUGGGUCGCAACGGCACCGACGUGUGCAAGGAAGCCGCUGAUAUGAUCCUGGUGGACGAUGACUUCGCCACUAUUAUUUCAGCCAUCGAGGAGGGCAAGUGCAUAUUCUACAACAUCCGCAACUUCGUCCGCUUCCAGCUGUCCACGUCCAUCGCGGCGCUGUCGCUCAUCGCGCUGGCGACGCUGAUGGGCGUGCCCAACCCGCUCAACGCGAUGCAGAUACUGUGGAUCAACAUCAUCAUGGACGGUCCCCCGGCGCAGUCGCUAGGAGUGGAGCCCGUAGACCAUGAGGUGCUCCGGCGAAGGCCGCGCGACACCAAGCGGCGCAUCAUCUCCAGGUCUCUGCUGCUGUCGGUGCUGCUGAGCGCCGCCAUAAUCAUCGCUGGCACGCUCUGGGUGUUCAACAGAGAGAUGUCAGACAACAAGAUAACUCCGCGCGAUACGACGAUGACCUUCACCUGUUUCGUUCUUUACGACAUGUUCAAUGCGCUGUCGUGUCGUUCGCAGACCAAGUCCAUAUUCCAAGUCGGAUUCUUCUCUAAUAAGAUGUUCCUGAUAGCGGUGACGUUGAGCCUGGUGGGGCAGAUGCUGGUCAUCUACUUUCCGCCGCUGCAGCGAGUCUUCCAGACGGAGGCGCUCACUGGACAUGAUCUCAUAUUCCUAGUCUGUCUCACAUCCAGUGUGUUCAUUGUGAGCGAAAUCAAGAAGCUCAUAGAGCGCACACUGAAGAGGCGCUCCUUCGGAAACUUCUCGACGAAGGCCCACGACGCGUUGGACUUCGUAUGACACGAGCCCGAGAGGAAAACGCAGUAGGCGGCGCGUCUUGUCGCUGUGACGUCACGCGUGACAGUGGAGCUCACUGUGUCACCACACAACACGACACCAACAACAGAAGCGACAAAAGUAACAUUCGCUUAGAAUCAGAAGUGGGAUACAGUGAGAACCAACAUGUCACAGUUCACAACGUCAGGGACAUUUGCAAAAGUGUUGUUUGCGAUGUUCCAAAAAUGGAACACAGUGAAAAUGUGUGUAAAGUGACACAGUGUUACUGUGAAAGGGAUGGUGUGCCUAAAGUGAGCGAUGGAAGUGAAAGUGAAUUGUUUAGUGAAAACUGUAGGUGCGGUGAAGUGUCGCAUGGCGGACCACCGUUCGCGAUUUAUGAUGGAAAAGUCGAUAUUCCUAUUUGUUUGUAAUUAAUGUUCUACAACCAUGGAGUACUUAUAAGGUUGAGUGGGAUAUAUCAAUGGAAUCUUAAUGAGGUGAUACUGACAGCUGGCAUAACCUUCUAGUCUGUUAAAUAAAUAACUAAGGUAGUUAUAAUGAAAAACAACUUUCUUUUGAAUUUUCAAAAUUUGAUUAUCUCUGUGACAAUUCAACCGAUUUUCAUGCGAUUAGUGUUGGAGACAAUUUUUUGAGUCUUUGAUUGAGGAAAUACAGUUAGGAUAGCUGCCUAGAGCCUCAAGAUGUCGAGAUCACAUGAAAACUCGAUUUUAUAAAAAUGCAGUAAAAUCAUCUUGCCUACUUAGUAGUAUAUUACCUUAUAAUUACUCUGGUAAAUGAAUACCAGUUGUGUUGUCUUCUCUCAGUAUUCAAUAUGUUUUUAAAUUAAUUUUAUCUUUAACCUAAGUGAUAUCUUGUAGAGUAAAUAUUUACGCUUAUAUUUUUUUUUGAUAUGAAAUAACUUUUUCGGCACUGGCCUGUUUAUACUUGAUAGUACACUAAUUGCUGAAUAUAUUUCGAAUGACGUCAUUAAUUAUUUCAGUGACGUCAUUCGAAUUGGAAAAUUAAUGUUUAAAUAAAUGUUGUUUGUGAAUUUAAACCUGCAUUUUUGUGUAUUGAUUGGUUUUUGUAGGGAAAUGUAAUCAAGUAAUGAUAAUAAUUAGUAGAUAUAUAUUUAAAAAGUACAGUUUAGAAUAUAGAAAGGUAUAGUGGGCUCUCAGUACUUCUGGAUUUCUCACCAGUAGUAUAGGUUUAUUAUAAUAGAUCAAUUUUUUAAAAGACUUCUUUGUAUACUACUAGAUAGCUAGAUUUUCUUACUAUACAGAUUUUAAUGUACGAAAUGGUUCAAGUUUAGGUAAUAAUUCUGUUUAAAUUCCAUAUUUAGUCCGGAAUAGCCUUUCUAGUUGUAUAUUCUAGUAGUAUACUUGAUGUGGUCUUUAUUUUUUUUUAAUAAAAUGAUUAAUAUCUUUUUUAAUAGCAUUAUUUAGCACGCUCCUUAAAAAGUCAGUGAUGUUUUACAAUAAUUAAGGUAUCUGUAACUAUAGUACAUUUAUCUCUAAUCUUAAUUGACUCAGUUAUUUAACAUGUUAAAUACAAUCAUAUAACACUACUUAAUGCAAUAAAUAUUUAUAUAUGUGUAUAACACAUUCAUAACUUAGUAGAACAUUGACAUUUUGUAAUAUCUGUAUUUAACAUGUUAAAUGUACUGAAAAUAAUAAAUCUAUGGCCGUAAUAUCGUGAUUUUCAUUUUAAAAUUUUCAUUAGGUGCUAAAGUUUACUCAAAAAUAAAGGGUGAAAUAUCUUGCCGGCGCACACCUGGCUUGGUGGCCAUAAUUGGCCUACCUAUCUGUCAUGAUGGCCAUAUAUGGGACAUGUGUACCCAUCUAAAUACGCACUGGCCUCUAGGGUUUGUGAGGUCUGGAAACUAGCCUAGGGAUUCGUUGGGACUGGAGUAUUUUUAACAUCUAUCUAUUGAAAGUAUGUUAUGGGCUGUGAAACUCAAGUUGGAUUGUACUGUCAGGAAUAAUAUAAUAAGUAUAAAAUCAUAUUUAGUAUAUUCAGAAAAGUUUCUGCAUAGCCAAAAAAAAUAUUAAUUGAUAUAAGGUUACACCUCAUUAUAGCCACCCUGCCUUGUACUGCCUCGCCUUGUGACGAUUGAGUACACCUUCGGCCGUUUUCAAUAACCUAUCUAUCCGCAAUUUCGCUUACUAAAGGUAAGAAAAUCUAUCUUUCUGUUCUUAUCUGCUUCUUAAUAACCUAAUGACAGAUAGUUUGACUGUUACUGAUAAUCAAGGAUAGCUAUCUAUCCGUAAUCUUGGGUAGGUUAUUGAAAACGGUGGUUAGGCUGGUUUCAUAGUUACGCUAACCGCCUUCGAGGGUGUCAAGGGUGACUCGUAAACGCGAUGAUGACUCGCACGAAAUGCGAUACCAAAUACUAUGAAAUCAGCUUAUUUAUGCCAUAAAUAAAUAUGCUUAUUAUACAGUUUAAACAGCUUUUAAUUUGUCGGUAUAAUUUCAAACGUUACGAGAUUUGAGAUAAAAAUAACUCUAAUCGCAGAAGGCGAUGGUGCUCAUUGGGUGCUGGGUGAAUGUAAUAAGUUAUGACUUGAUGACACUAAUGUGUAAGUAAAUUGGCCUCUAUGAACUCUUUGAAGUAGUAUUUUCCUUAUUGAUUACCUGUUUUAUAUACUGUUUCCACUAUAUGUGGGUGAAUGCCAUUCAAUAUUUCCUUAAUUGUACCAACCAUAGAGAAAUUUAAUUAUGUUAAAAUAAUUAACUUAUGAUAUUUUAUAAAUCUUGACAUAUUUUAGUUUUUGUAGGCUAUGCUCGUCCUAUGAAUUUAUUCGAAUUUAAUUUUUAUAUAAUAUAAAAAUUUAAUUAAAAGAAAUGUAAAAUUUAUAACUUAUAGUAUUGUAUCGUGUAUGUUUUUUCAGUGAAAAAUGUAAUGUGAUGAACUCAUAUCUUAAAGUAUUAGCAUUAACAUGUAAUUUACACAAUUUUUAUGACAUAAUAUAUUCUGUAAGUAGUCAUGUCACCAAUAGGACCGUCAACUUCAUAAAUUAUAGUCAGCAAUUUCUGUUUUAAUGAUCAUGCCCCACUUAUGAUGCAUUUUGAACAAAGUCCUGCAAAGUGUUCCACAUGUGUCACACGAUAGCCAUAAAUGAACAUUUAGAAAUAUGCACGGUUUUGGAAUAGAUAGUCAAUAAUAUUAUGAUGCACGUAAUUCGCUGAUGCAAUAUUGUUAUAGGUAUCAUGCAAUGUACGUACACAGUUUUUGAACUCCAAAAUCAAAAUCAAAAUUCAUUUAUUUCAAGUAGGCUCAAUUUACAAGCACUUUUGACACGUCAGUUGACUAUUUGUAAAGAUUCUACCACCGGUUCGGAAGGCAGGUUCUGCUGAGAAGAUACCGGCAAGAAACUCAACAGUUGCUCUUUUGAAAUGAUUAUAACUGUUUAUUUAUUUAUCUGUAACAUAUCGGUUAGCGUUCGAAGCGCGUUCAUUACUCAAAAACAUACAUUUACGCGUCGAAUUUAGAACCUCUUCCUUUUUGAAGGCAGUUAAAACGACAGAUCACUGUAGUAAGACCGAAUCAAAAUAUUGAUAUACUUAUAGUGCCUCCGGUAUGGCUUACCACUUCACUUACUGUAUGCGACAUAUGUGUUCCACAUAUGGUACAGAGUCAAUAUAAGUUGUGUACAAGUGUGAACAAUUGAUAUAACCUCUCAAAUAAAACUUUGCACGUUGCACUCUGGUUACAAAUCAUGUAUGCUGUAAAUUGUUAGCGGUGUGCAAUUAAUGUAUUAAAUAUUAUGAACAAAGUGAACCGAUUUUGUGACUUCAAUAGACAAUUCGAAUAUCUAAGUAUAAACGCUAAUAAAUUAUUUUAGAUAAAUAUAGAAAUGUUAAGCUGAUCGCACAUCAAAUCAAAUCUCAUUUUAUUUGUAAUCCAUAAGAGCCUCAAUAGCUCAACGGCAAAGCGGUCGGUCUCGUCGGCCUCAUUGGACUAUUACGCACUCCUAAUGCAGUCUUUCCCGACUAGUUGGAGGGAAAUGGGAAUUUAAAUAUAUGACAAAUAUUCUUUUUUUCUUUAAAAAAUAAAGAUGUGCGAUCUGUUUAUUAUUAUUCUACAGACCGACCAAGUCAAAUAGAUGUAUGAUGCCAUUCAAAUAAGAUUAUAAAACAUAUAUGAACACAUGCGGACGCCCGCGACUUCGUCCGCGUGGAUGUAGUUUUUCACAAAUCCCUCGGGAACCAUGGAUUUUUCGGGGAUAAAAAGUAGACUAUCUGUUAAUCCAUGCUAUAAUAUAUCAAUACCAAAUUUCAGCUAACUCGGUUAAGUAGUCAAGGCGUGAAAGAGUAAAAAACAUUCAUAUCAUUAAAAUCAUCAGUUUUCGGAAAUCUCGGGAAACCAUGGAUUUUUCGGGAUAAAAAGUAGCCUAUGUGUUAAUCCAGAAUAAUAUCCAUUUCCAUUCCAAAUUUUAGCCAAAUCUCUUCAGUAGUAGCGGCGUUAAAGUGUAGCAAACAUACAAACAUCCAAACAUCCAUACAGACUUUCGCGUUUAUAAUAUUAGUAGGAAGUAGGAAAGUUUGUAGACACCUCCAAAGAUGAUCUCCGUGGUGGCUUUGGAAGGUUUUAAGGGUCCGGUAUAAAGAGGUUUUUUUAUUAUUUUAAAAUAAAUAUUCACUAGAAAGUGUAACCCUAAAUUGAGAAGCGUCGAGUUGUUGUAGUUGUUUGACGGCCUCUGUGGCGCAGUGGUAUGCGCGGUGGAUUUACAAAACGAAGGUCCUGGGUUCGAUCCCCAGCUGGGCAAAUUGAGAUUUUCUUAAUCGGCCCAGGUCUGGCUGGUGGGAGGCUUCGGCCGUGGCUAGUUACCACCCUACCGGCAAAGACGUACCGCCAAGCGAUUUAGCGAUCCAUAUACUCCAUAACAAGUUAGCCCGCUUCCAUCUUAGACUGCAUCAUCACUUACCAUCAGGUGAGAUUGCAAGUCGAGGGCUAACUUGUUAAGAAUAAAAAAAAAAGUAUACAUACAUAAAUAUAUAACGUAAGUAAACAAUAUUGUUCAUGUAUGUGCACAGUGGAGUAGCUAAAUUCGGAUAACUUUUUGCGGUGAUUUUGUAGGCACGAAACACAUCUAUAAUAUAAAAUAUCGUUGGCAAACACUUUACAUGCGUCUGUUUGGCUUGGUAGAUUUACUCUCUAAGAUAGUAGCAUUUGCCUCCCUAUUGUUAAGAUAUCAAAUAUCUCUGUCAUAGACUAUCUGUCGAUACUAUUAAAUGUAAUAAAUAUUAAAAUGUUCGUGAAAAGUUUACACAAUUUAAUUGGUACUUACUUGUAGUAUUUUAUAAAGUUUACUAUUGUGUGAUACUUUUUCUUGCAACUCAUCAAUUUCAAUUUAGAAAAUGUUAGUCUUUUUCUGAUUGUUUGAGUGCCGCUGAGAUUCUGGAUGUACUCGUUGGCGUGCAUAAGGUUUUAACUAAGGUAUGCAAUAUAAAUAAAAAUUGGAAAAUUCUUUGUCCCAAUUAUGUAUUCUGUGCUCCAACAUAGGUUUGUAUUGAGUCUUUAGAGUAGGCAGAGCAUUUUUGCAUCUAUGAAGUGCGCGCCACUAGCUGUUCUCUAUUCGAGAUAAUUUCGAAGUCGUCGAAGAUUCUGUUAUUGGAUAUUCUGUUAUUUGUGUGAGGUGGCUGUAGAAAGAAGCAUGUAUACUGCGAAACGUAUAUACGUUAAAAAGUUCUAACCGCAGGACAUCCGAUCCGUGAAACUGAUCGUGUGUUGGUCGGAUCAGUUAUAUUGGAUGUCCUGCCGUUAGCGCUGCAGGCACAUGGACUUAUUGGAUGGUUAGUGGCUAGCAUAACGGAUUGAUGGACGAGAGACGAAGCGCGGGGAGGGUGAUCCGCUGACGGUGCUCCGGUGCGAAAACAAACAGUGGUCUAUAGUAAUGUGGGACGUCGAUUCUCUUUCUACAAACGCUAACGCUUCUAAUAUUAAACAAUGUGUGGGAAUGACAUGUUGACGGCCUCCGUGGCGCAGUGGUAUGCGCGGUGGAUUUACAAGACUGAGGUCCUGGGUUCGAUCCCCAGCUGGGCAGAUUGAGGUUUUCUUAAUUUGUCCAGGUCUGGCUGGUGGGAGGCUUCGGCCGUGGCUAGUUACAACCCUACCGGCAAAGACGUACCGCCAAGCGAUUUAGCGUUCCGGUACGAUGCCGUGUAGAAACCGAAAGGGGUGUGGAUUUUCAUCCUCCUCCUAACAAGUUCCGCUUCCAUCUUAGACUGCAUCAUCACUUGCCAUCAGGUGAGAUUGUAGUCAAGGGUUAAGUUGUAAAGAAUAAAAAAAAAAAACAUUCUUUAUCGACAGGUCACGUGGUCGAAUUUGUCAUUCGCAUAAAUUUAUAUAGUUUACGAAGCGUUAGCGUUUGUAGAAAGAAAAUCGAAAUGACACAUGGCUACAGGGAAAUGUUCCAUGAAAAUCAUUUGUAUUGUAGGUAUGGUUGAUACUGGUGCGUGCGUGUUUCUCUUGUGUUGUGACCUCAUGCGUUACCACAACGUACAAUGCGUUAAUCCUUUGCGACGACGCAAUGCGACGCAUUAAUGAGGCAUCGCCCUAACUGAAGGUUCUUUAUUGAAACAAACCUUCAGGCUUAAGUUUAUACACACACGCACGCUUGGUCCUUCGUUUUACCACUACAUACAAAACUAUACGGACUUCCCUAGAUUGUACCAUUAUUGCAUUGCAAGUAAUGUUUGCACAAAAAGUAUUACAUAAUCAGUGAACUCUUUUUAAAUCUUCAUGAUAUAUUGUAUUGUUUUCAAAUCUGUAUCUACUUAAUGUAAUUAGGGAACAUCGUGUGAGAAUUAUACUUGUUAGAAAUUGUA
This is a messenger RNA of Bicyclus anynana (squinting bush brown), 9792 nucleotides long. It is a transcript of the gene SPoCk, whose product is annotated as calcium-transporting ATPase type 2C member 1. Gene Ontology annotation, cellular component: plasma membrane; Golgi membrane; endoplasmic reticulum. Gene Ontology annotation, molecular function: ATP binding; P-type calcium transporter activity; ATP hydrolysis activity. The coding region runs from base 106 to 2985 and encodes 959 amino acids. The transcript has 19 exons. The record is from RefSeq and is a predicted model, not a curated record. Gene Ontology annotation, biological process: calcium ion transmembrane transport; intracellular calcium ion homeostasis; manganese ion transport. NCBI's taxonomy places the organism in Eukaryota, Metazoa, Arthropoda, Insecta, Lepidoptera, Nymphalidae.